Molecule: messenger RNA, 3693 nt
Organism: Dissoconium aciculare CBS 342.82
Lineage: Eukaryota; Fungi; Ascomycota; Dothideomycetes; Mycosphaerellales; Dissoconiaceae
Exons: 2
Coding region: 1-3693 (1230 amino acids)
Biological process (GO): tRNA methylation
Molecular function (GO): RNA binding; tRNA (guanine) methyltransferase activity
Source: RefSeq, a predicted model, not a curated record
AUGGCUUCACUGGCAGAGAACGACGCCACUGGGCUGCUCCUGAAAUAUAUUCCUCUCUCCGAGAGAAAAGCAGCAAUCGUUAAUGUGGCUGCGCAGCUUACGGCAUCGAGUACUUUCAAUGAUGUCGGUAUACUAGCUUCGCUCCUUCAGAUGCAGCCGGAGUCGACUGCAAUGCAAACGCUUGUUGAUAAUUUAAGCACCCGAAUCACAAAUGGACAAGCUCAGACUGUUUCCUUGCUUUGCGAGGCAUACCCAGAUCUGCGGGAGCAGGUUGUGUGUGACUCAAUCUCUAAAAUAGAGCGUGCUGCUGCAUUGGUCCAGCACGACAGGAAAUGGAGUGCUGUGCCAAUGGCGGCAUCAAAUGCUACUGGAGAACAGGACGUAAGAGGCAGCCCAGCGGACCCAGAUGAGCAUGCCAAAACCACUUUCGCCGAGGUUGCGUUACAUUUGGCCUCCGUUGGCGCGAACUUGAGCUCCUCCACUGGGGGCGCCAGUGGCCUUAUUCUGUUCAGAUCCUGUCUGAUCCUGGUGGGCGCACUCGACAUCAAACUCGCGUUAGAAGCUCAAAGAAUAUUGUCCCGGAUCAUAAGCGAAAGCGGAACACUGGCUUCUUCUGAGCAGCACAGCAUCUGGUUAAGGAUACAGGAGCUCCUGGAUGCGAGCGACAAACAGUAUCAAUUCAUCGGAUCCACUCUUUGGCUUCGGCUAGCUUCGCCCUCAACAGCGAUUGAUGUAUCGAUAUUAAAAGACCCAAGAUACUGGCAGCUCCUGGUACAGGGACUGCGACAUGGCGACUCGGAACGACGGAAAAGCACACUGCAGAUUUUGAGAGCCUCAGUUGAUGUAGCGGCUGGAACACCUAAUUUGACAUCAUAUAUCGUGGCGGAAGACCAUCAAGGUAUAGAUAGUUCCAAGAUUCGCCAGCAAUACAGCAGAUUCUGUACGAUUUUCGAAACCAUCGUCCUCGGGAGGUAUCUCAACCAGGUCCAGCAAUGUGAACCAGAUCUGGACUUCCUCACCUCGUCUCAAUCACUCAUCAAGCCCGUUUGGUUCUAUACGCUACUAGCGUGUGCUCUCGAUCAUAAAAUCCAGGACUCGAACCGGAAGUUCAUUGGAAACUGGAUUCUCAGGUCUCAGCUCAGGGUAGAUGACCACCACGAGUUCAUUUCUUUUCUGCAGGAAACAUUACUCCCGUGGGCAAUGCAGGGGUACCUGUUCACAUCAUCUCUUCGCUACAACAAUAAUGAAGUUUUGGUCUGCAGGCAUGGUGAAACGUUGGCAGGAUAUCUAACGCAAUUGCUCCGCCGUCAAGAACUUCAGCGCGGUGAUAUCGUAGAUGCAAUGCUUGACAACGUUCUCAGGAAAGCCAACAACAAUUUUGCGUACGCCAUGGUGUACAUCUUCGAAGGACUUGGACGAGCUCUCGAUUCUGAUCAACCUCCAAAACUUGAUGCUUCGCAUUUGGAAAAAGCCAAUAAGAUGGUGGUUUGGACAGGUCUAUUGCCCGAAGCCGCUCGGGAUUUCAUUCUCGCGAGGUUAUGGAAAAUGUGCUACGACUACUGCAGUCAUCAGCAGGGAGAAGGAGCAAGCCAGGUGAUCGUAGACGCUGCUGUAAUGUGGGAGAAGACGAUCUCGAAGGCGCUGAGCCUUGAGAGCAAUCGAUCGGCACAGCUUCAUGGUUCGAUAUCUUCAUUAUCUCCAGAACGAUCUCGAAGAGAUCUGAACGAAGCCGAAACCAUCAAGAAGUGCUCACGCAUUGUUGAACGCCUGGCAAACGAAGACAAGUCUUUAAACUCUACAGAGCUUGUUACGCAGCUCGAGGAUAUAUGGAGUGACCUGGAGUAUCUCGAGUUUCCCAGCCAUCUUCUCACAGCCAUUCCCGGUGUGCUGCUACAUCAUAAUCUUCCAAGCAUCAUGCAACACGAUGAUAUCUUGUCUGAGUCGCAAGAACACUUGCAAACCAUGAUUAGAAACCUUCUCAAGCAAUCUGACAGCAAGGCGUACCUGCUUUACCCACUCCUACAACAGAUCAGGUUGAACCUCGUCCACAUGGCGAUAGAACCUACAUUUCUCAACAUUGAGGAAUUCACCGUCCAUCUUGCAGAACAGCCGCCGGCUCCGACCGUCGAUGCAUUGCUUGAGGACUGCACCGCCAGACUGAUUUCAAACAUCAGUGUAGAGACCAAGGUCUUCGAUCACGAGUUUUACUGCGGCAAACGUGAGAGUCAUGGAUUCGCAGCCUUCCUCGACCUGGUCAGCCGUAUCGAAAAGAUCGAGAUCGGUGCCUCUGAGAAAAUCUCACAGCGCUUGCUGCAACGAUGGCUGAGACAAAAAACUCCCCCACCGACUGUUAGCCAAUGGAAGACUGUACUACAAUUGCAAGUUUUGCUGCUUUGCUUGGAGCAAUACAUUCCCGCAGUUAGUGCUGCUGACGCGGAGCGUGUGCUGAAGGAUCUCCACUACAUUCUCUCCAUAGAGCCGCUACCGACUUAUCGAUAUCUGGUGGAAUGGAUGAUAGCCAGGAUCCAUCUCCACCACGAAGAUCUGAGACAUGUUCUGCUGUCUGAGCUACGAGUGCAAGACCAUCACGCCAAUCCCAAAUUCCUGGCUUCCCUGAUGAAGAUUGGCGUCUCAGUCGCCAAAGCACCCAACUCGACAGAAAACUUCGGGUUGGACCUGAUGGCAAUCUUCGUCACACUUUCAGCAUCGUCCAAAGUGGUGAUCCGCCACGAAGCUCAAUGGCAAAUACCAGUCUUGCGUGACCUGGCGAUUGUCAGGAAGUGGGACGCGGUCCGUGAUGACACGACUUUCAAGGCUUUAGACGACUUUGUGCGCAGUCUGCAGAGAUUUGGAGACCCACCUCUCGACCGUCGAAUUGACAAGCUAGAUCCGGUCGCGGACCAUAAUCUCACCCAUUUAGUUGAAGGAACAUGGUACGAGCUCGAUAACGUUGAAAAGAGACAGACCAAUCACGAGUGCUUCGUCAGCCUUUACGCCUCCGAUGCGCAGCUUCCAGUUGAAGCUAAGGCCGCAUCUUGCAUGCCCCUCGGCGACGCGAUAGUGGACACGACCACAUCGACAAGUGUAUCAAAAGGACUCACUGAAUCCGAUAAAGUCCUGCAGAACAUUGAGAAUAUCACUCAAGCUCUGGGUAGCGUCUCCAAUUCGACUAUCCUGCAGACGAAAGGAGCCGCCUACCUUGAAAGUUCACGCAAGCGCCACUCAAAUCUUCUCGUGAUCGCCUCGCUCAUUGAUAACCCAUACAAUUUGGGUGGACUCUCUCGCGUUAGCGAAAUUUUCGGCGCAGGAGGUCUGUUCAUGUCCCAUACACAAGUCACAUCGAAUCGGGAGUUUUCCGGCGUCAGCGUCUCCUCGCACUUACACCUGCCUCUCCACUCGCUUCCGCCAAACCAACUGCAAGGCUUCCUCGUCGAGAAGAAGCAGAAGGAAGGCUUCGUGGUCUGCGGAAUCGAACAGACUGAUCGCAGCGUCAUGCUGGGUUCUGUCGAGUGUGCUCUACCGGAGAAGUGUAUCCUCGUCAUGGGCAGCGAGAAGGAGGGCAUUCCGGCGCUUAUCCUCAGCGAGUGUGAUGUGCUGAUUGAAAUACCGCAGAUCGGUAUCACCCGGAGUUUGAAUGUGCAGACGGCGGCAGGAAUUGUGCUUUGCGAAUAUGCGAAACAGCAUAGACUAUAG